This is a messenger RNA of Xiphophorus maculatus (southern platyfish), 2313 nucleotides long. RefSeq names its product zinc finger matrin-type 5 (gene zmat5). The transcript is spliced from 6 exons. Bases 230 to 757 code for a protein of 175 amino acids. NCBI's taxonomy places the organism in Eukaryota, Metazoa, Chordata, Actinopteri, Cyprinodontiformes, Poeciliidae. Gene Ontology annotation, molecular function: zinc ion binding. Gene Ontology annotation, cellular component: U12-type spliceosomal complex. The record is from RefSeq and is a predicted model, not a curated record.
UGUUUUCCCAGCUUAUGCACAGCUACCAGCUAAAAGCUACAAACAUGUUUUAAUAACCGCAGAAAAGCUGGGUUUUUUUUGUUGUUUUUGAAAUGUUGGAGCAUGUUAUAGCAAACGCUUAAGAGCCACAGUGAAGUUCUGCCAGUGCCGUAUAAGGACAAUUAACAUUUAACGUCUUUUUUUCUCUGCUUACUCUCUUGCCUAUUGACACCUCUCCGAGUGGAGCACCAUGGGGAAGAGGUAUUACUGUGAUUACUGUGACCGGUCCUUUCAGGACAACAUGCACAACAGGAAGAAACAUCUAAAUGGCGUUCAGCAUCACAGAGCGAAGAAAGCCUGGUUUGACCAAUUCAGAGAUUCUGCUGCUGUUCUCCACGAUGAGCAAAUAAAGAAACCUUGCAGGAAGUUUCUCCAAAAAGGAAUAUGUGAUUUUGGCCCAAACUGCAGAUUUUCUCACAUGUCUGAAGAGGAUCUGUUCAACUUAAAAAGACACAUGGAAGAGGAAAGACAACACAAAGAGGACUUUGAGGACAGAAUCAUCUCUGGGCGAAGUAUAGAGGAAUGGCUCUUGAAAAGGGAAAAGAAGCAAGCGGCUCUUGGUAGCAAAGGAGACUCAAAAACCAAGGAGGACAAUGAGGAGGAUGAAGCAGAAAGCGAUAUUCCUCAACAACUCUUCUCCAUUCCUGACCUCCCACCCUCACUGUUGCCUCCUCCUCCAGGUGGAUGGAGAGUCAGCGCAAGCAGCGAGUGGGGCUGAAGAGCAUUCAUUCCACGGUUCAAAUCCCAAUAACUAGGUAUAUGAUGUCUUUAGAGGGACAUUUAUUUCAAAGAGAUUGUUUCACAUUUUUGUUUGAGGAUAUGCUCAUGUUUUCAGCUGCUAUAAAACUCCUAAAUGUCUAACUUCAGAUUGAAGGAAAAGGUUUGAGCAAGAAUCCAGCAGACAUAUUUGGAAUCCCCUGAAAUAUAUCUAUUUACUAUCAUUUACAUUGCUGUAGCUAAAGCAUAAAAUAUAAGGAACUUUGAGUUAUUAUGAAGACUAAUAAAAGAAGAAAAAAUUACAAAAUAUGUAUUGUUUUAUUUGUAUUUAUUAGAUUAUACAGGUGCUAUUGAAAGGAACUGACUUCCUUCCACAGCUGAGAAACAGUCAUGUUAGGUUAACAGGUGACCUCAGAAAGAUGGUUUAUCAUGUUUUUACAGAAAGAAUUGACAAUCAAUCUGUUGCUCAUGUACUUUAACUUUUCAGUGGUAUUGAGCUUUCUAAACUUGCAUAUUUCUAACUUUUUGUUAGCUGAAUUUAUAAAGUUAAUUUAAAUUGGCUGGUUUUCUGGCACAGCUCCAACUUAAAACCUGAACCAAAAACUCAGGGCUUUGGGAAGAUUAUUCCAGAAGCUUAAUAUAAACAAACUUAAGGUAUUCCAACUCAUGUUUGGAUGAACUUUUGGGAUUGCCUUGUUGGAACAUCUGUCUAUGUCCAAGUUUGGUCAUCUAGCUGUUGAAGUGUUUUGUUUAUUCAUUAUCACAGCUUGAUGCUUCCACCACCAUACUUGGAAAUUGCUGUUAUUGUAGACAAAUAAUUCAGCCGUUUGCAAAUGGUUUCUUCUUCUGGGCAGCUGCAAAUUUCAGUCAAGCAUCCAUCCGUCUGUCUUUCCAACCGUCUGUCCGUCCAUCCAUUUUCUUCCGCUUGUCCGGGGUCGGGUCGCGGAAGUAGCAGCUUCAGAAGGGAGGCCCAGACUUCCCUCAUUUAUUUUGAAGCCAAUGUCUUUUUGUUUUCUUUUUGUGCCUUUUAAUUAAUGAGAGUGUAAAAGUUGUUUCAAUGUGAACAAUGACAUUGAUUAUCAAACUUCAGAAUAGGCUUGAUCCUUUAUGGUCCCUGAGUUUUUCAAGCACAUCUCCACCAAUUUUUUCUUCUAAGAUUGGCAAUUUGGUCCUUCUGGACUUUGUUUUGACACCUCGUGUUUACCUAUGAUUGAUUGUUUGAAUGGAUGAUCUUGAAAUACGCAGUUGUUUUAAAAAAGCUCCAAAAAGCUGUCAGCUAUUUUUCAAUCUACAAUUCUUCCUAUGGUCUAAGCUAGUAACUGCAGUUUUAUGUAUUUUAGGGCUUUGCUGAUGGUUGCACUUGUUAUUUUAUGCAACAGUGAUAGAGUAUUGGCCAAAACGGUUGAAUAUACAAUAUAUUCAGAAUCACAAUGUUUGUCUAAGCCCAGGUCUCAUGCAUUUGCCCAAUUUUCACCAUAUUUUCCCUUCAUAAUUGAAUCAUUUGUCUUUCUGAUUUGACAGCAUGCAAAUGUCCUCAAUAAACCCUGCAUCUCUGCA